This is a messenger RNA of Triticum dicoccoides, 534 nucleotides long. RefSeq lists its product as uncharacterized. Gene Ontology annotation, biological process: proteolysis. Lineage: Eukaryota; Viridiplantae; Streptophyta; Magnoliopsida; Poales; Poaceae. Gene Ontology annotation, molecular function: cysteine-type peptidase activity. The record is from RefSeq and is a predicted model, not a curated record. The coding region runs from base 1 to 534 and encodes 177 amino acids. The transcript is spliced from 4 exons.
AUGCCCGUCAGAUUUUUGAUAAGGCUGCAGCAAAUGAUUUGGAACACUCAAGAGAUAAAUGCCAGAUUCAACAAAUCAAAUCACUUGGAUCGGAAGGAUAUGAUCAUGUUCCCUAUUCUAGAGAACUUAGACAGAGCAAAUCUUGUAUCAGCGAACCACUACUGGCUUUUCAAUGUCAAUAUUAGGGACCGCAGGUUCGAGGUGUUCGAUUCAUGGAGGAGCCUGGCACAGAGCAAAACUCUUGACGACAACGCUAGAUUGAUUGCUGUAACAGUGCGUUCAUUGUGGGACCAACACUACCAUGAAUCACGCGUAAGCUUGGAUGAUUUUCGCUUGAAGGAAAUUGAUGUUCCAAAACAAGAUAAUGAUUAUGAUUGCGGCAUUUUCACUUCGACAAUAGCGAGUGUGUGGAAAGCAAGGAACUUGCCAAACUUCGGUCCGAAAGACAUCCCCAACAUCAGGAAGAACAUCACGAGUUCUUUAAUUAACACAGUUGCCAAGAAAGCACCAUGGCAGGCUAUUUUGAAGCUUUGA